AUGGCCACCUUCUCCUUAUGGGCAACUUUUGGAUUAUGCUUGCUGAAGCUUUGUCUAACAGAAACACAAUUCAAUGUGAGUUGCAGAUAUGGAGGAGUUUUUCAUGUUGAGAAAAAUGGUCGCUAUAGUCUCACACGAUCUGAAGCAGUUGAACUCUGCAAAGCCCUCAACAGUACCUUGUCAACACUAGAGCAGUUGAAGAAAGCUCAUGAGCUUGGAUUUGAAACUUGCAGGUAUGGCUUUGUAGUGGGGCAUAUUGUUAUCCCACGAAUCAAUCCCUACCAUCUUUGUGCAGCAAAUCAUACUGGCAUUUACAUGCUUUCAUCAAACACAACUGGCCGGUAUGAUGCAUACUGUUACAAUGCAACAGAAACAAGGGACCAAGCGUGUGAUCCAAUUGAAAAACUAGAUAUUUCUUUCCUCGGGAAUCAGAGUGAAAUAGUCAUUGACAACGCAGAUGGCUCACGUUACAACGCGGAUGGCACACGCCAUGGCGGAGAGUCCUCGACCUCAGGCGCGGAGGAGGAAAAUGUAGGCAGUGGGUUGACACAUGACACAACUCCCAUGGACGCCUCCAUCAGAAGAUCCAGCCCCUCGUAUUAUGGAAGUGCUACUCCGGCCUCACAGCUGCCAGAUCACUCUUCUGGAGGGGGUGAAAAAGAAUAUCCUACAAAAGAUUUUGAUUACAGAGUUUCUUCUCUAUCACCUGACGUCUCCUCGGUGGCAGCAGUUGAUGAUUACACUGAAAAAGACGAUGGACAGUAUCCUGCCAGUACUAGACCUACCUCUGGUAUCUAUGGUGAUCGAGGAUCACACAAGGGACAUUAUGAAUCUACUACUUUCCCUGGAGAAACCACCACAACGACAAUAGUUUCACAGCCAAGGUCAGCCCACGUACCAGAGUGGCUGAUCAUCGUGGCUGCUCUCGUGGCCCUGGCGCUGGUCCUUGCAGUGUGCAUAGCUGUGAACAGCCGGAGAAGAUGUGGUCAGAAGAAAAAACUAGUGAUUAACAACGGCAAAGGGGCAGUGGAGGACAGGAAGACCAGUGGAUUAAAUGGAGAUGCCAGCAAAUCACAAGAAAUGGUGCACUUGGUUCAUAAAGAACAGUCAAAUGACCGAACAGGAGCAUGUGACGAAUUCCUGACCGUUAAUGAAACACAAAAUCAUCAGGAGCUUGACAUGAAGAGUGGCGUGUAG
This is a messenger RNA of Apaloderma vittatum (bar-tailed trogon), 1197 nucleotides long. RefSeq names its product CD44 molecule (Indian blood group) (gene CD44). Lineage: Eukaryota; Metazoa; Chordata; Aves; Trogoniformes; Trogonidae. The record is from RefSeq and is a predicted model, not a curated record. Gene Ontology annotation, biological process: cell adhesion; positive regulation of ERK1 and ERK2 cascade; inflammatory response. Gene Ontology annotation, molecular function: hyaluronic acid binding; cytokine receptor activity. Bases 1 to 1197 code for a protein of 398 amino acids. The transcript is spliced from 9 exons. Gene Ontology annotation, cellular component: plasma membrane; basolateral plasma membrane; macrophage migration inhibitory factor receptor complex.